AUGGAUGCUGGAAAUCACUCCUCAGUGACUGAGUUCAUCCUCGCUGGGCUUACAGAACAGCCACGACUCCAGCUGCCCCUCUUCUUCCUCUUCCUGGGAAUCUAUGUGGUCACGGUGGUGGGGAACCUGGGCAUGAUCACACUGAUUAGGCUCAGUUCUCACCUGCACACUCCCAUGUACUAUUUCCUCAGCAAUUUGUCCUUUAUUGACUUCUGUCAGUCCACUGUCAUUACCCCCAAGAUGCUGGUCAACUUUGUGACAAAGCAGAACAUAAUUUCUUACUCUGAAUGCAUGACUCAGCUUUACUUCUUCAGCACUUUUGCUAUUGCAGAGUGUCACAUGUUGGCUGCAAUGGCAUAUGACCGCUAUGUUGCCAUCUGCAACCCCUUGCUUUACAAUGUCAUCAUGUCUUAUCACAUCUGCUUCUGCCUCACAGUAGGAGUUUAUAUUUUGGCCAUCAUUGGAUCCACAAUCCAUACAGGAUUUAUGUUGAGACUCCUUUUCUGCAAGAACAAGGUGAUUAACCAUUAUUUCUGUGAUCUCUUCCCACUCUUGGAACUAUCCUGUUCCAGCAUCUUCAUCAAUGAAUUAUUGGUUCUAGUCUUGAGUGCAUUUAACAUCCUGACUCCUGCCUUAACCAUCCUAACAUCCUACAUCUUCAUUCUCCGCAGCAUCCUCCAAAUCCACUCCCCUGAGGGCAGGUCCAAAGCCUUCAGCACCUGCAGCUCUCAUAUCUCAGCUGUUGCUGUUUUCUUUGGAUCUGCAGCAUUCAUGUACCUGCAGCCAUCAUCUGUGAGCUCCAUGGAUCAAGGAAAAGUGUCCUCUGUGUUUUAUACCUGCAUUGUUCCCAUGCUAAAUCCUCUAAUUUACAGUCUGCGUAAUAAGGAUGUCAGAUUUGUCUUGGAGAAAAUUCUGGAAAGAGGAAAAUAUAUAUGA
Molecule: messenger RNA, 936 nt
Organism: Rangifer tarandus platyrhynchus (Svalbard reindeer)
Lineage: Eukaryota; Metazoa; Chordata; Mammalia; Artiodactyla; Cervidae
Source: the annotation of a GenBank genome assembly